UAGCGAUAACUCCCCACCAUCACCUCCCCUAACACCAAAAUCUCUCUGUAAUUUUUUUUUUUGGUCAAAAACACGAAGCCGUGUGUUUGUUUGUUCAUGGAGGCCGAUAAGAGAAAACGGAAAGGCGAUAGCCAUAGCACGGAAGGGGACAGAUCCAAAGAGAAGGGAGUAGUUCACGGAGGAGAGGCGGUCAGCGAGGAGGAAGUAGAGGAGUUCUUCGCCAUACUGAAGAGGAUACACGUGGCGGUCAAGUACUUCGAGAAGAAUGACGGCAAGAGAUGGAAACCGUCGUUUAUGAAAGAGGAUUUCGAAGAGAUUAGCGGCGAUGUGGAAGGAGAGAGGAAGGAAGAGGAUUGCUUGGACGAUAAUACGGCACGGCCUGAAAGGGGCAUCCCACUCUUCUGGUGUGGUAGGGUCUUUCAGUUUAUCACUGAUCCCCUGGUCCAGCGGUGUCUGCUAAUAGAGGUCUCCAAUCCGUCAUGAUAGAAGGCGACUCCUUCCAAGUUAUGCAGGCCAUUCAAUCCAGAAGCGCGAUGUCCAGAGCCUGGUUUCGGAUAUCCAUCACCUUGCUAAUUGCAUCCCUGCUGCCUCUUUUGGUCACGCGAAAACAACCGGAAAAAAAGCUGGCGCAUGCCUUCGCAUCCGAGGUCAUUCAUGAUAAGAAUUUAAUUAGUAAUCCAAUUGCUCAACAUAGAUUUGUAUUUGCCUCUUUUCCUGUUUAAUCUUCAAUGAAAUUCAAUAUUCCAAAAAAAAAAAAGAAGUUUUGGGAUAAUAAUCGACUUUUUGUUAUAGACUAGGAAUGAAUCAGCAAAACCAGGGAAUCAUUCCUGUGUUGAGUUUGGUAGAUGGUAUUACAUAUAUAAUUUUUUCAUAUUUCUUUAUUUAUUUAACCCA
Manihot esculenta (cassava) is the source of this 894-nucleotide messenger RNA. RefSeq lists its product as uncharacterized. Lineage: Eukaryota; Viridiplantae; Streptophyta; Magnoliopsida; Malpighiales; Euphorbiaceae. The record is from RefSeq and is a predicted model, not a curated record. The transcript is spliced from 2 exons. Gene Ontology annotation, biological process: regulation of systemic acquired resistance. The coding region runs from base 97 to 483 and encodes 128 amino acids.